Eremothecium gossypii ATCC 10895 is the source of this 1419-nucleotide messenger RNA. It is a transcript of the gene DUN1, whose product is annotated as serine/threonine protein kinase DUN1. Gene Ontology annotation, molecular function: protein serine/threonine kinase activity; ATP binding; protein binding. Lineage: Eukaryota; Fungi; Ascomycota; Saccharomycetes; Saccharomycetales; Saccharomycetaceae. The transcript has a single exon. Gene Ontology annotation, cellular component: nucleus. The coding region runs from base 1 to 1419 and encodes 472 amino acids. Gene Ontology annotation, biological process: mitotic DNA damage checkpoint signaling; protein phosphorylation. The record is from RefSeq and is marked provisional.
AUGCUAAGUCUGAUACCAAAUAAAGAACAGAAGAUCAAAAUAUUUGAUCAGCCGGUGAUCAAAAUUGGCCGCAGCAGGUCAUGCGAUGUCGUGCUGGGGGAGCCAGAUAUCUCAACUGUACACUGCGAGCUGAACCUGGUGGAGGUGGACCUGGACGGCGACCAAAAGAAAUUAUAUAACAUCGUGGAUCGCAGCCGAAAUGGGACGUUUAUCAAUGGGAAUAGACUGAUGCGGAAGGACUACCUUCUAAGAAAUGGGGACCGAAUUGUGUUCGGCAAAAGUGCUUCGUUCCUGUUCAAAUACGUGCAUGUUGAAGCGUGCGAGCAGCCCACGGAUAGCCCAGCGCGCCCUGCAGAUGAAGAGAAGAACAGUGUAUUCAAGAAGCCACUUUUCAGUAGCCAGAAUACGACCAGAAAGCCUCUAAGAGGCAAGGAAAACAGAGGUGUUUCAUUUUUUGAUAGAUAUAUUCCUGGUAAGGAAUUGGGAUCUGGGCAUUACGCGAUCGUCAAAGAAGCGAUCAACAAGAUAACUGGCCAAUCGGUGGCUGUCAAGAUAUUUCAUCCGCAGAAGAAUGAUGAUGCAAAGAAAACCCGGCAGUUUCGCGAGGAGACAAAGAUAUUAAUGGGUCUAAAUCAUGAAAAUAUUGUGAAACUCCUUGAAAGAUUUGUAGAACCUUUGAGCAAAAGUCAGGUACAGACAUACCUCGUAUUGGAGAAAAUUCAAGAUGGUGAAUUGUUCGACAGAAUUGUACGAAAGACAAAGCUACAACAGGAUGAGACGCGUGCCUUAUUUAAGCAGAUACUUGCUGGGCUAAAGUACCUGCAUGAUAGGAACAUCAUCCACAGAGACAUUAAACCGGAGAAUAUAUUACUAAGCAUAAGGAGAAGAACUUCCCCAGAUCAAGUCCAGCUGGGCCCCUGGGAUGAAGAUGAGCUUGACAUAACUGUAAAAAUCGCGGAUUUCGGGUUGGCGAAGUUUACAGGGGAGAUGCAAUUUACAACUACUUUAUGUGGUACGCCUUCAUACGUAGCUGCGGAAGUUCUCACAAAAACUGGGUACACAUCCAAAGUCGACCUUUGGAGCGCAGGUGUAUUACUGUAUGUUUGUCUAUGUGGAUUUCCGCCAUUUAGUGACCAAUUAGCGCCGCCUUCUAUGAAAGAACAAAUACUACAGGGUAAAUUUGCUUUCUACUCGCCAUAUUGGGAUGAAAUUGACGAUUCAGUCCUACAUUUAAUUUCGAACCUUCUAGUGGUCGACCCAGCUAAAAGAUACUCAGUACGAGACGCCAUUGGCCAUGAGUGGUUAACCAAAACAGAUGAUAGUAAAACUUCAAAGGUUGAACGGCCUCGGCUAUCAGAAACAAAUGUGCCAAAAACUUAUUCAGAGUUAUCCAGUAUUCAACAAACAGCAAGUAAAUAA